This is a messenger RNA of Lotus japonicus, 531 nucleotides long. RefSeq lists its product as uncharacterized. Bases 1 to 531 code for a protein of 176 amino acids. The record is from RefSeq and is a predicted model, not a curated record. The transcript has a single exon. Lineage: Eukaryota; Viridiplantae; Streptophyta; Magnoliopsida; Fabales; Fabaceae.
AUGGCUACGGCGCAUCAAUUAUAUCACGUAGAUACGGGUAAAGAUUUCAAACAUGAGAAUGAAUGGCGGUUGGUGAAGGAUGAACCAAAGUGGAAGGGAACAUUUAUGACAACCAGUUCAACGAGGCAGAAGAAGUCAGGAGAUGGGGCGUAUGCAACAUCGUCUGACCCGAGUGCAUCAAUCGAGGGCGACGAAUAUGAGGCCACACAACCAGCAACCCGCCCGUUGGGAAAAAAGAACCAGAAAAGGAAAGCCAAAGUAGGUGACACAGCUUCAAGUGAUCUCGGUUAUGUUCCUAACUCCGAGAUGAUAGCCAUCGGGAAAGCUAAACUGGGAUUCCUGGCGAGUUUUGAGAAGCUCAAGACCGAAGAACUGGAGGUGAGAAAGGAAAAAAACAAACUUCAUAAGGCGCGAUUAUUGAAGGAAUACAAAAAUAUCCUUAUGGAGGACACAUCUGAAAUGAACGAGGUGCAGUUAGCAACGCAUCAGCGCCUAGUUGAAUUCGCCAUGAAUGAACUAGGAAUGUCUUAA